AGAGCAGGAUGAAGCCACUGUUAGUGCUGCAGGGCUGCGAGGAGCCAAACAGCUGAGCUCUGCACGCAAAUAUGAGAGGAGAACAUGUUCAGAGUGGCCUCGCCUGUUUUCCGCCCUGGAGUCUGAGCGGAGAGGACGGCAGAGACGCACACAACUGCAAUCUUCAUCUGGGCUGGAAAUGAACAGCUGUCAAAUGUGGGAUUUGAAGAUGUGGGCGCUGGUGGGAGUAAUCCACUGUGUCUUUGGGCAGCUGCUGGACGCCAAGCUCAAAGGAGGACCAAGACUGAUCUGCAGCAUCCCAGGGUCACCCGGCCCACCGGGCAAACCUGGUCUCAGUGGGCCUCCUGGAGCACAGGGGAAUGUGGGUAUUCCAGGAAGAGAUGGCAGAGAUGGCAGGAAAGGGGAAAAGGGAGAAAAAGGAGACACAGGGCUGAAGGGUAAGUUUGGCCCCACAGGUCAGAGAGGAGAGAGAGGUGAACGUGGGCCGGCUGGCAAACGCGGUCCUCCUGGUGAAAAUGGAGAAGUGGGUCUGCCUGGUCAGCUGGGAUCUGACGGAGAAAAAGGGGACAACGGCAAACGAGGACCACCCGGGACUCCAGGAAUCUGCAAAUGUGGCAGCUUGCAACCAAAAUCUGCCUUCUCUGUAGGAAUCACCAGCAGCUACCCUGCUGAGAAAACCCCCAUCAAGUUCAACAAGGUCCUCUUUAACGAGGGCGGCCACUACAACACGCAGACAGGCAAGUUCAUCUGUGCGUACCCAGGCAUCUACUACUUCUCCUAUGACCUUACUCUGGCCAACAAACAUUUGGCCGUUGGUCUUGUGCAAAAUGGUCAGUAUCGCAUCAAAACCUUUGAUGCCAACACGGGAAACCAUGAUGUGGCGUCUGGAUCCACUCUCAUGUACCUGAACCCUGAAGACGAGGUAUGGAUGGAGAUCUUUUUCCAGGACCAGAAUGGCUUAUUUGCAGACCCUGGCUGGGCGGACAGCCUUUUCUCUGGCUUCCUGCUCUAUGCAGACACCAUCUACCUUGACACGCUGGCAGAGGACUAUGCAUAGAGCCUGGGAAAGCCCAAACUGCUGAUUUCUCUAAAAAAAUGCAUAUAUAGUAAAAUUAUAUUUUUAUACAAAUGUUUCAACAGCAAUUUUGAAGUUAUUUAGAAAGAGUCAAUAUUCUGAAAUGUUGAGACUGUCAGAGAGAGCUGAAAGAGAAAAAAGCUUUCUCAAACUGUAAAAACAGCUGUAAAAUGCAAUGACUCUCGUGAAUAAAAAAAAAACUAUAUCAC
This is a messenger RNA of Oryzias latipes (Japanese medaka), 1284 nucleotides long. RefSeq names its product C1q and TNF related 7 (gene c1qtnf7). Gene Ontology annotation, molecular function: protein binding. The record is from RefSeq and is a predicted model, not a curated record. Lineage: Eukaryota; Metazoa; Chordata; Actinopteri; Beloniformes; Adrianichthyidae.